UAUGAAAUUUUUAUGAUCUUAAAAUCCUUUACCCUUGUUCGUAUUUCUUUCAAAUCCCAUUUUUCUGCGUGGUACAAUUUCAUUGUGAAACAUUUUCUCAAGAAAAUGCUGUUGGCGGUCUGGACCCAACUUUCUCUGGGAAAUCUUUCCAAACCCUAACAAAGAAUCCAUUUGUUUCCUCUGGAUUAUCUGCGCACAGCUGAACUGCAGCCUCGGCUAUCGUUGGUGAACCUUUUUUUCCUCCGAUUUGAGUACACCGUUUCCUCUCCCUUCAAAACCGGAGCUGGGAAUCCGAAGCAGAUACAGAGAGGGGUAGAGAAUGGCGUUUAGAUCAAAGGAGAUGAUUAAAAAAAUAAUGAGGAAGGUGGGAGAAAAGAACAUGGCUCCAGGAGUGAAAGAGUCGCUCAAGAAGUGUGUGCCGGAUAGCAAGGUGGUGAUGGGCAGAGCCAAGCGAGGCCUCUUCGCCGGCCGCCACAUUCAGUUCGGCAACCGCGUCAGCGAAGAUGGCGGCAACAAGAGCAGAAGGUCAUGGAAGCCAAAUGUACAGGAGAAGCGCCUUUUCAGUUACAUUCUAGACCGCCAUAUUCGUGUCAAGGUAACCACCCAUGCCCUCCGAUGCAUAGACAAGGCAGGUGGGAUUGACGAGUACCUUCUGAAGACGCCCUACCACAAGAUGGACACAGAAAUGGGCCUCUUCUGGAAAGCAAAGAUUGAGAAGAUGUACGAAGAGCUUGGGGAUAUGGAGGUUGCUUUCUUCUCACCGGAGGAUGAAGUCAAGUUUGAAGAAGAGUUUAAAGAAAUGAAACUAGCUCAGAGAGCAGCCCGGAGGGAGGUCAGGAGACAGAUGUAUGGUGGGUUGAGCAAACAGAAGCAGGGCGAGGAAGAAAGAGCAGAAAUCGAAGCAACUGACAAGGAAGCUGCCAGAAUCGCAGAAGAAAACUUGUAUGUUGAUGAGAGAGAGCACUUGGCGGUUAACUCUUGAGUCGGAGCCUCAAAUAUUUUCCCUUUGGAUGUUGUUUCUAGUUUUGUGGCUUCAAUUAUCUUUAAUGUUUAUUUUGGAAAUUGGUCUUUAAUCUGGCAUUAUGAGGCCUGAUAGCCAGAAAAUUUUUUCAUACUAAUGAUGACUUGGUCAUCCAUUUUGUCGCACAGCAGAGGAACCAUUGUAUCAUGUAUUUUCAGUCUUUGAAAUCUGAUGGCAAGCAUUCAUCAA
This is a messenger RNA of Malania oleifera, 1210 nucleotides long. RefSeq lists its product as uncharacterized. Gene Ontology annotation, molecular function: structural constituent of ribosome. Lineage: Eukaryota; Viridiplantae; Streptophyta; Magnoliopsida; Santalales; Ximeniaceae. The record is from RefSeq and is a predicted model, not a curated record. Gene Ontology annotation, cellular component: mitochondrial large ribosomal subunit. The transcript is spliced from 2 exons. The coding region runs from base 320 to 982 and encodes 220 amino acids.